UAUCGUGUGGCUGUGGCCGGGUGGGUGCCCGCAAAUGCGCAAAGAAAAGACGGCAGAAGAAGACCAGCGGGGUUGGGGAGGGCGCGGCAGUCCCGCAAAAGAUUGAACGCGUCGAGGAGGCCGCGCCCCAAAAGAAAAGGCAUCGCGCCCCCCAGCGCAGCGCACUGCUUUACAACUGCAGGCUCCUCCUCCUCCUCGCCGGUGUCGCUGGGUCCCUGCGCGGGAAGGCGCGGCGUGUUGCAGGGGCCGCCGCAACCCCUCCGCCGCGCGUACCACAAACUGGUGCGGUGCGAGGAGAGAAAUAA
This is a messenger RNA of Trypanosoma rangeli, 305 nucleotides long. RefSeq lists its product as uncharacterized. The transcript has a single exon. The record is from RefSeq and is a predicted model, not a curated record. The annotation marks the transcript as partial. Lineage: Eukaryota; Euglenozoa; Kinetoplastea; Trypanosomatida; Trypanosomatidae.